UCCUGCAGACCCCGGAAGCCGCGCGGAGGGUCCCGCCUCCCGGCCUCUCGGCCUAUCGAGCGCCACACCCUCUGCCCUCCUUUCGUCCUCUGCCUCUCCGGCGGGCCUCCUCCCUCUUCCUCACACUAAUGUUAUCUCCGGGAUCACCUCCAAAAACGACACCUGCCUUAGCUGUGGGCUGCACGGUCCCAGAAGGAUUCCUGGAAAGUUAUAAAUUAAAUAAUUCAGAGUGCAUGUACGGUUGCUACACAGUUACCUUCUUAGGCAGUAAAGAACAGUUGAAUAGAUUUGCUGGAUUUGGUAUUGGACUUGCAAGUCUUUUUACAGAAAAUGUACUGGCCCAUCCUUGCAUUGUUCUACGCCGCCAAUGUCAGGUUAAUUACCAUGCUCGGCAUUAUCAUCUCACUCCAUUUACAGUCAUCAAUAUUAUGUACAGCUUCAACAAAACUCAGGGUCCAAGAGCCCUUUGGAAAGGAAUGGGAAGUACAUUUAUUGUCCAGGGAGUCACACUCGGAGCAGAAGGAAUAAUCAGUGAAUUCACACCUUUACCAAGGGAGAUUUCACAUAAAUGGAAUCCUAAACAAAUAGGAGAACACCUUCUACUGAAAUCACUAACUUAUAUAGUGGCAAUGCCUUUUUAUUCAGCAAGUCUAAUUGAAACAGUACAGAGUGAGAUAAUUCGAGACAAUGCUGGAAUUCUGGAAUGCAUUAAAGAAGGAAUUGGGAGAGUGAUAGGCAUGGGAGUGCCUCACAGCAAGCGGCUGCUCCCGCUGCUUUCCCUGGUCUUCCCGACGGUGCUGCACGGGGUUCUUCAUUACAUCAUCAGCUCCAUCAUUCAGAAGAUCAUCCUGCUAGUUCUAAAGCGAAAGGCUUACAAUAGCCACCUAGCUGAGAGCACCAGCCCGGUGCAGAGUAUGUUGGAUGCUUAUUUUCCAGAGCUUAUUGCUAACUUUGCUGCCAGUCUUUGCUCUGAUGUGAUACUUUACCCACUGGAAACAGUUUUGCACCGCCUUCACAUUCAAGGAACACGCACAAUAAUUGACAAUACAGACCUUGGCUAUGAAGUGCUUCCAAUUAAUACACAGUAUGAGGGAAUGAGAGACUGUAUCAAUACCAUAAGGCAGGAGGAAGGAAUGCUUGGCUUUUAUAAAGGGUUUGGUGCUGUUGUAAUACAGUACACGCUGCACGCAGCUGUUUUACAGAUUACCAAAAUUAUUUACUCUACACUUCUUCAAAAUAGUGUUUGACAUUUAGACUCCUGGUUAGUCUAAAAGACAUCAUCUGGAUACUUCAUUACGAAAUUAUGAAGGAUAUGAGUGAAAUAGUGGGGGUGGGAAAUGGUUUAGAAAGUAAAACUGGUAGCCCACGCUGAUUAUAUUGACUCCUCACUUUUUAAAAAAGGCAUAGGUAUAUAUUUUGGAUUCCAAGUAUUCCAAAUUUGAAAACAAUAAAAAUAACACUCAUGAAUUAAAUUCUAGCUAGUGUAGCACUCAUGCUGAACUAAAAAUGAUGUUGGGAAGAAGCAAAAAUUUGUCAGCAAACUGAAAACAAAAGUUCACACAGAUGAAUUUAUUUCAUCUGACUUUAAUAUUUAUUACAUGUUUAUUUCGCCUUCUAGAUUGAUACUGGUAUGCCAUUCCUAAUAUAGUGUGUAGUGGCAGGUCAUAGUUUACCUUUAAGCAAAUAAAUUAUGGUAUCAGUGAUAAAGACAAGAAGGGUUAGAUUUGGCAGUCUGUAAGCAGGAACUGAGAGUUUUAAAUUGCAUUGUCCCUGAAUAACUUUAAUGGCUGUACAUUUAUUAUAUAAAGCCACUUGUAUGCAUACAUAUAACUUGGAAUUUCCUUCAUCCCUACAAAUUUUCCACUCUUAGAUCAGGUUACUGCAUAAAAUGAAGUCAUGUACCUUCUGCUUCAAUAUCAGGAUAAAACAUGAAAAGCCAAGGUACCCAAAUGAUUUAAGGCAAACAGCAUAUUUGUCCAUAUCCAAACCCGCCGUUUCAGCGCCAGCAACUUAAAAUUCAUCAUAGGUUUAUUAAGUUUGAUUUGCUUACCUAGUUUUAUGAAUCAUCAGGCUAUUUUUAGAGCCUCUCUUAACAGAGAUAGAAUACAAAAUAAUCAUGGCAACUAUUCCUGUUUCCACAUUUACAAACUGUCUAUUAAAGGGAGUGUCACUUGCCUUUCACUUUUGAAUGACUUGCCUUAGAGGAGACACGAUUAAAAUUCACCUGGGAAUCUGUGCCUCUUGCCUUCCGUAUAGUCAUCAUUAAAUAAUGGCUUCGAUUUUUACUUUCUUGUAGUUUUUGUUUAUAGUUUAAUUCUCGUAACUAGAUACACGUAAAGGAAAAAGCAGGAUUAUCCUUAUCACCUUUUAUUUAAACUUGCUUGGAUGCAUCCUGAAGAAAAAUAGAAACCUUAAAGGAAGUUUGUCCUUUCUUUUUAUGGAUGAGAAAAAGAAGUACGUUUCAAGAAGUAAUAAGCAAAAAAGUUGUUAACACUUUAAUAAAAAAAAAAAUUCUAUCUGUUCCUGAAUUGAAGUUGGUGGGUGAGACUCUGUAUAGUGAAAUGAUAUGCAUUUGACUGAUCCAUCAUUAAACGUUUUGAAGUUUCAUUUCCUUACGUGAGUCAUCACUUUUACUAGGAAGCAUUUAGCAUGCUGAAGUACAGUGACUUUGCACUGAUGUUGUCCAACCUAGAUUGCAUACAAAUGGAGAUCAGUUUCACUUGCUAAAUGUCAGUGAGAUGGUUACUUUUUGUGAUUAAUAAUAUUGGAACCAAAAAAUGAUAUCCAAAAAGCAUAAAACAGUAUAUAUGUACCAACUCUCUAUACUGUCUAGUGUGUUUUUUUUUAAUUACUAAAACACCUAAGUUUUCCAUUUUUAAAUUCCACCAAGAGGUGAAAAAUAAAAUCAAAUGUUAUAUUUUACAGUUAUUCUUUCAGACUAUGGUUUACUUUGUCCAAUUUAUGACAUUUGAAUUGUUUUCAUUUCUUUUUUAAUUACUAAGUAAAUUUUUAGAUAUUUAUAUGUCCAACUUCCUAAAAGCGUUUCAUUUUUAUUAUAAUCAAAGAAGAUGGUUUCAGACCAGAGUAAACUUCUGAAAAUUUCUAGAACAGAAUUUGAAUGGGAUCAAGUAUCUACUAGUGAAAAUCUGUGGGGUCCUUUAUCCAGCUAAAAAUUAGAUAUUUCCGGAUGAUUUGAUAGAACAGAAGUUGCCAUGAAGAUUCAGUGAUACAAAUCUGUCUCAACAUGGAAUCAUUACAAGACUGAUAGGUUGAACCAUACAAGUAGAUUGGUCUUAUUUUCUGUCUCUUUGGAGAAAGAAUACAAAUUAAUGUUAAAACUAAAAUGGAAAUGCGGCAAGUAAAACACUAAUUUUUUAGUGCCAUUCAAAAUGAGUUGAAAUAUUACAAAUCUUUAAAAUUCAAGCACUUAAAUGCUGGCCAAAUAUGUUAUCACUGAAUUUAGAAAGCAGUAAGUGAAACAAACAUUGACAUACUCUCCCUUUUUAAAAUUGCUCUAUUUCCUUAGCAUAUCGGUGCCAAAAUCAAAUACCCAUGGGCUACAUUUCCUAACAUAAUAAUAGUUCCAAAUAUUUUAAUUCAUUAUGAUUAAUAGUAUCAUGAAUAAGAUUCUAUUAAAAUGUUCUCCAGUACCCAUGACCCUCUUACAUAAGCCAGAUUUUGGCCAUAGAGCUGAAGUAUAAUGUGCUUGCCUUACAUUAUAGGGCUUCUUGAGUCAGAUAGUCUGAAAGCAAAGGAAUUAAAACUAAAACACCUGGUAAAUAUUAAUUUACUAUGUUAAGUGAAUUUAUGAAUUGAUAUACUAAAUCAUGUUUAUAAAUCUCCCUCGAGACACUCUUCUCUAUUUUGUGGUUUCUUGAAAAAUAAUCUCUAGGUUUAAACAAUUAAAGCCUCCAAACUCCAGCACUAGAUGUUGUAAAGAUGAAAUAGUGAGAAAAAAUUAAUUUCAAAGUGACUAUGGAUUGUGGGGUUUGAUAACUUAGCUGGUGUUCUCAGAAAGAAAACUGGAGAGGUGAGAGGUCUUGCUCACUUUUGCACAUGUGCCUGACCACUCACAGCUUUCCUUGCAGCACUGGCUUUGUUACAGCUGCACGAAGCAUUCACUUAACUGACUGGACAAAAAUGCUUCAGUAUUUCUGUACAUUCAUAUAUCUGCUCACAAAAUACAACACACUGCUUUGAUACUUGGUUUUUCAACUGAGAUUGUGGAGGAUGUUUGCCCCCAGUUUGCUUACUCGAUCUUCUGGAACACAAAAGACUACUCUGCCAGUUCUUGAAAAGAUAGCCAGAUGUGAAUUAAUUAUUUUCAAUAAUAUAUAAGCAAAUAAAACCCCCUUGGUAACAAUUCACAUUGCACUAGAAUUUAAGUGAUACUUAACUUUGGCAUUUCUGCUUUCUCUUCUCUUUCAAUUUCAAUAUAUUUGUCUCUUCUCCCUCUCCCUUUCCCCCUCUUAUGUAAACUGGAUAUACAAUAUCUUUCUCUUGAGUCAUUAAGUAUCACUGAUAUGCUACCAAGUUGUAUAAUAGAGUAACAAAAACUUGUGAUCUGACAAUGAAUCUUAAACAAUUACCUCAGCUAGAAGAGGUGUUUUGUCUGUAUGUGUGUUUUUUUUUUAAGUUGUUUUUGUCUCACUGGUAUUUUAAAUGUUUUCAGUAAAUGUGUAAUACAAAAAGUUUCAAUAAAUUGUUGAAGUAAAA
Messenger RNA from Vicugna pacos (alpaca), 4716 nucleotides. Lineage: Eukaryota; Metazoa; Chordata; Mammalia; Artiodactyla; Camelidae. The record is from RefSeq and is a predicted model, not a curated record.